Molecule: messenger RNA, 1692 nt
Organism: Clonostachys byssicola
Lineage: Eukaryota; Fungi; Ascomycota; Sordariomycetes; Hypocreales; Bionectriaceae
Source: the annotation of a GenBank genome assembly
UAUAAUGGACUUGUCAGUGUUCACUCUGACUUGAAUAGGGUUGUAUCUUCGAAAACCGCUGACAGCGAGCUUUCGAGCACUCCCGAUGGAGGCCAACCCACUGAGUUUGAGAUCCAAACUCUUCGGCGUGUGAGUGACUCGAUACCAAAGUCAGCAUGGCUUGUAUGCGUCAUCGAGACAGCCGAACGGUUUACCUAUUAUGGAAUAUCUGGGCCACUCCAGAACUACAUGCAGAACCCGUACGGAAACCCUCUUCGGCCUGGUGCCCUCGGGCUUGGUCAGGCGAACGCAAGCAGCAUCUCCUACGGCUUCACGUUCUGGAUGUAUGUGACUCCUAUGGUCGGCGCAUGGCUUGCUGAUUCCUUCCUUGGACGGUUCCGCACGAUCAGCUGGGGUGCGGCUAUCUACGUCUGUGGGCUGUUAGUGCUCUUCGUAUCAUCCUUCCCUUUUUCUCUGGAACGAGGAGGGGGACUGGGUGGUUUCAUAGCGUCGUUGUUCCUAAUCGGAACCGGUGCCGGCGCAAUUAAAGCCAACGUCAGCGUCCUGAUCUUUGAUCAAUACACUGAGACCAAGCAGAAGAUUCGCACCCUCAAGUCUGGUGAGAGGGUCAUUGUUGAUCCGCAGGCGACCAUCACCAACAUAUACAUGAUCUACUACAACAUUCUUUGUAUUGGCUGUCUGUCCGGCAUCCCUGCUACGUACAUCGAGCUUCGGAUUGGCUUCUGGGCUACAUUCCUCUUGCCGUUCUGCGUUUUUUGGAUUGCUAUUGCAGCCCUUGCCUUUGGCAGGAAGAAAUAUGUUAGAAACAAACCGGAGCCUGUGCUCGGCAAAGCUUUCAGCGCCUUUGGCAUUGCUGUCCGAAACGGGUUCAACAUGGAUGCCGCCAAACCAUCAUACCAGGCACAACACGGUGGCUCAGCCAAGAUUACAUGGGAUGACAGAUUUGUCGACGAGCUAAAGCGUGGCUUAUACGCAUGCAAGGUCUUUAUUCCUCAGCCAAUUUCGUGGCUUUGUUAUCUGCAAGCGACCAAUAACCUUGUCUCACAAGCGGGCACUAUGGAAACCCACGGGCUCCCCAACGAUAUCUUAUACAACUUCCAACUGAUUCUCGAGAUUGUGCUUAUUCACAUUCUACGGACGAUUAUCUACCCACAGCUCCGCAAAUGGCGAGUUCCGCUCGGCCCCGUUCGACGCAUUACUGCAGGAUUUGUGUUCGGCACCCUGGCUAUUGCCUGGGCAGCCAUCGUUCAAAAGAUCAUCUACUCUGCGGGCCCUUGUUACGAUGCGCCUCUCAAGUGCGAUGCCAGUCAGGGCGGUAAACUUCCGAACCAUGUGCAUAUCAUGGUCCAGUUCCCAGCCUACAUCCUAUUCGCCCUGAAUGAGAUCUUCUCUGCCAUCACCGCCCACGAGUACGCCUACACCAAAGCUCCCAAGAGCAUGAAGAGUGUCGUGGGCGCACUGAACUUCAUCACCGUCGCUGUGGCCGCGCUGCUAGGCAUUGCUGUGUCUAGGGCUGCCAAAGAUCCUGGCUUGACAACCAUGUAUGGUGUGUUAGCUGGGGUGUAUUUUGUGGUGACAUGUUUGUUCUGGUAUUUCUGCCAUGGAUAUGAUAAGCUGGAGGACGAAUUGUUUGACCUGGAUGCCACCAAUACUGUUGAGCGAGAGCAACCUUCAAGGCCGACGGAUCAAUGA